This is a messenger RNA of Exophiala spinifera, 1821 nucleotides long. RefSeq lists its product as uncharacterized. Lineage: Eukaryota; Fungi; Ascomycota; Eurotiomycetes; Chaetothyriales; Herpotrichiellaceae. Gene Ontology annotation, molecular function: zinc ion binding; DNA-binding transcription factor activity, RNA polymerase II-specific. Gene Ontology annotation, biological process: regulation of DNA-templated transcription. The transcript has 4 exons. The coding region runs from base 1 to 1821 and encodes 606 amino acids. The record is from RefSeq and is a predicted model, not a curated record.
AUGCCGCCACCGCCCAAGGCAAGGCCCAUCAAACCGGCCAAGGAAGCCCAACCUCCGAAGCUGACCCCCAGUAGCAAAAAGAAACAGGCCAGUGGGAGGAUUUCGGCGGCGUGUGAGGCUUGCAAGAAACGCAAGACCAAAUGCACCGGAGGACCGCCGCCAUGUCACCUGUGCGAGAACUUGGGGACGGAAUGUGUGAUUGAUCUCUCUCUUGACAUGCGACGCCGAGCGGCUUUACAGCGCACCAUUGACGAAUCAAAGUCGUAUCAGGAUACGCUGAACAGGCUGAUGGAUGCGAUUCGGGAAGGCCCUUCGCCCCGUUUGGAUAACCUCCACGAGAUCAUCCGGAAUAGCGUCAACAACCAAGAAACCACAAACACGAUCCAGCGGUAUCUACGAGAAAGUGAUGACCAGGGCUCUGACCAUACUCUGGCCUCGCAGAGCGAUGCUGUCGGUUCUUUUAUGGAUGAGAGCAUUGAGGUGGGUCCUGAGGCGAUGAACAUCAACGGAGAAUUGACAACGCCCUCUCCAUCUCUAGCGAUCAAUCAUGAGAAGAUCAUGAAUGGCGUUUUGAAGGUGGAACCUCCGCAGUCGAUGGUACCCACGCUAGAUCGAGUGAAAACGAGGCCCGGGACGCCAAACAUUGGGUCAUUGCUGAUGGCACUGAAGACAUGCAGUAUAUCCGAAGGCGAAGAAAUGCUGCGUCGGUUGAUAGCCUCGUCGCCGGUGGAGACGAACGCGUCGUCGCCAUGGUCGACUACGUCGGUCAAAAACAUGCUGGAGCAAAUCCCGUCAAAAACCAUCUCGACCGGAUUGGCAGAGAGGUCCUCCUGGCAUCCUGCGUUACAACUGCGGUCGCCCACGAUGAUGGCGUGGCCUGAAGGAAAAACAGAGAUUGUUCAUGUCGAGCAAAACCACAAGCGUCGCUUUUCCGAAGCGGCGCCUCAGUCCAAGAGACCAGACCCCAACGUCAUGCGUUCGCAGCAACCUUCGAUGAUGCGACGGCCGUCUUUUCCUCAACCAGCACAGCUCAACACCGACAUUCCCAUGGUCCCGGUGGCCCACCCCUCACCUCACACGCCAUACCUCGAAGUGGUGUCGUCGCCGUUGAUCCACGACCCAGCGCCGAAUCGAUGGGACUUGAGCGUAGCGCAAGAUAAGCAAUCGACGAGACUUCGCAUCCCUCGGCACCUCGUGUUGCCCUUGAUCAUCCACGACGACUCGUACAUGAGUCGAACGUACACCCACUACCUGCAAGGGGCGCGGCAGAUGUUGGACGGCGGGGUGCCCAUGAUGGACGUCUUGGGGUCCGACGACGAAAUUUCGGUGGACCUGUUCUUCCGUAGCCGAACCAAAACGGACAAAUUCGACUGCGCGUCUUGGGCUUGCGAAGUGACUCGAAGUUACGAGACAGAGGUGUAUACUCGGUUAGGUUCGGCUUACAUGUUGACUCUUUUGAUGAGGUGGCUAUUAGUAUCGACGGCGGAGAAUUACCAAAAGGUUCCCGACAUGGUGAGGCCUACACCGUCUCAAUGCAUGAUUCCGCAUAUCGGUGCCAUUGAGACCAUACCACUUGGCCCUGUUCGAGACGCGGCCAUUCAUCGAUUGCGAGACUGGCUCACUCCCUUGAUCAAGUGCAAUUGGAGUGUCAAUUGGCACCAUGGGAUGGAGGCCGCGGUGCAACAAAGUCUGGUGACCGGAGCAAAAGUCUUGACGCCCAGGUUCAUAGAGCACGUGACUGAUUACGACAAUUGGAGCGUCGGCAGUGUGUUUUUGGAAACGUUUCCCGAAGUGGUUGGGAAAAUCAAGAUACACGAUUGA